Messenger RNA from Linum trigynum, 3769 nucleotides. NCBI's taxonomy places the organism in Eukaryota, Viridiplantae, Streptophyta, Magnoliopsida, Malpighiales, Linaceae. The record is from the annotation of a GenBank genome assembly.
CACAAAGGCCCAGAGUGGUGUUGAAAAAAAGGAAAAUAAUUUAAAAAUAGAAUUCUGGUUUUAUCUUAGAAAAGAAAAAUUAGAAAAUCUGGAGGAAAAUGUUAAACCGAGCAAACCAGACGAGAGAAUCUCUUGGGGACACGGGCGGACGGUGUUCGAUGCCCGAGUGAGCGAGUAAGAUCCGAUAUUCAGAGGUGGUGGAGAAAGAGAGAGAGAGAGAAAAGCCUGGCCUGGUCGUCGAUCUCAGAGAAUACUUCGCCGGCGACCGCUGUUGCUUUUUGUUGAAUUCAUUCAUUGUCGGCGAAAAGGGUGAGGCGGAGAGUCGCGGUCCGGUAUCCCGCUAAAUCGCGCAUUUGGGAAAACCGUACGUUGGCACGCGAUUGGGUAGGAGGCCGGAGAAGCACCGGCAAUCGCAGAUCUCCAUCCGGCAAUCGAGGCGAUGAGUAGUUACAAGACGCUUCUCAGGCCGAGGCUCGAGAACUCGGUGUUCGACUCGCUGAGUCAACUCGGGCAGGAAAGAAAUUCGAACAAUGACGAUGCUCUUUCCGAUGCCGAUUCCGUUAUUCUGAACGGCCCGGACAUCUUCGACUGCGAGAAUCAGGUGCGUUUCGUCAUGGAUUUGAUUCAUCAGCGAGUGGAGCAGUCUCAGGUAAUGGGCCUCAAUUCACAUUUGGUUUCCGAGGCCCUGAAUGAAUCUGCCUUUGGUGUUGUCGAGGAAGAAGACAAUCGUAAUGCCAUCAGGAGUUUAGAACCCGAUUUGGGGAUAGGGUUUGGUUUAGGCACACACGACAAUUGCGGGUUCCAUGAUGUGUACGCUGGUGAUGAUACCAGCAACAUUGAUUAUCAUUGCAAUACUGUUCUUGAUGAUGUUAUCGAUGACGACGUGUUCUUCAUUGAGAGGAGGGUGUCUGGGCUUGAAUCACGGGUCGUUGAGUUCCAGUCAGAUUCAGAGUCGGAGGAGAACGACAACUCUCUGCUAGCUAUAGAUUUCGGUUCUCGUGAUGAAUAUGGAUUGGAUGACGAUAUACAUGUGGGAAGUGGGCACUAUGAUUAUGGCGAUGGAGAAGUUGAUGUUGGUGUUGUUGAUGAUGAUGAUGAAAGUAUUACGAUCCCGCUUUGUUGGAACUCGCUUUCCUUGGAGGAUCACAGAGAUCAUCAGAAUGAAGAUUUCGAGUGGGAGGAAGUUGAUGGCCGCGUGGAUGAAAGAGAGGUGUUGAGCAUGUUUCUCGAUGAAGAUGAUGACGACGAUGAGGCCUCUGCAUCGCUCUCGAUCUCUCCGAUCAUUUCCCCCGAGGAUAUGGUUAGUGUGGACAGGGUGGUCGGUUCGGGAAAUCUCGAGUGGGAGGUCUUGCUGGAUGCCACUAACCUGGGACCGCUUCCAGACCCAGAUCAAGCAGCUCGAUACUUUGGUGGCGGCGGUGGUGGUCAUGAUGACGACUAUAUCUACACAGCAGACUACGAGACGGUGUUUGGGCAGUUUGCUGAGAUGGACACGGUGCUCACAACAGGUCAGCCCCCUGCUUCCAGAUUAGUGGUCGAGAGGCUUCCCGCUGUCGUGGUGACCAAAGAAGACGCGGGGAGUGAUGGCUCGACCUGUGCUGUCUGUAAGGAUGACAUGAGUGCUGGGGAGAAAGCAAAGCUGCUGCCUUGCACGCACCGGUACCACGAGGAGUGCAUCGUGCCUUGGCUUAAUAUUAGGAACACUUGCCCAGUCUGUAGGCAUGAAUUGCCUACCGACGAUCCCGAUUACGAGCGGAGGAAGAUGGUGGAAAGAUCUACUGGUGCUGUUGCUGCUGCUGCUGGUGGUACUUCUGGCCAUCACCAUGUGAUCACAAUGUGAUGGGGGGUAUUUACUGACCUCAUCGUUGUUUGCUGCCGGGGAAGUCUCAUUCCCACAUGUGUAUCCGUGUCAGAUAAGGAGUUUACUGGCUUGCAGCUUGCUUGUGUGACGAUUGUAGUAAUGGUAGAAGAAUUUGUUUUUGCUGUAUUGUACUUUCUGAAGGGUUCGGUUUUCUGGUUUUGUUCUUGUUCCUGGAAUAAUGUGAGAAAUGGUUUGUUGUUUUUUGAAAAGUUAUUUGCCUACGAUGAUUGAACAACGAAUUGUGCACCUUAUAUUGGCCAAUACUACGGUGCCGCACUAAAAAGUGCGGUAUCGGUGACGCCGUUUCUAAUUGGGCCACGUGGCGCUGAUGUGGCAUGGCUGGCUUUGAUUGACCCAAGCCCAGCAAUUAUUAACCGAGCAACGAAGGAAGAAGUGACCAAACCAACUCCCGUCAAACUAACGGUAGUCCUCCCCAUCCGAUUAAUUGUUUUAUUUUUUCAUUUAUUUAAAAAUUGAUAUAAUUUAUUUUUCUGUAGUAAAAGAAAGAAGGAAACUCUCGCUCGUCCGAUUCUGAAACGAUCGAACAACGAACUCCACAAUCCGUCGGACGGUCCAAACUCCAUUACCUUCACUGUAUUCCGAAUCCAUUGAUUGAUUUGUGUAAAACAAAACCCUGUUCCCAAGCGGCCCUCUGGCUCCAUCGAAGCACUCUGCCGAUACCGACGAUCCAAAGGCAAAUGAAGAGUGCAUCUCCCUCCCUCUGUUGCGUCUCGCCGCUCUGUACCCUUCCUGUUGACGAAGCAUAAUUCGAAGUUCGUUGGUGCCUGGAAAGAAACAUGUUUGUAGGAGGAAGUUCAAGUCAGCAAGCUUACCCUCCACCUACCAAUGUAAAGGUAAACUGGAAUCAAUGCCAGAGCAGAUAGCAAAAACAGACAACCAAAUAACGGAAAUCUUCCAGAUAAGAAAAUACCCUCCCACCUUGCAAUAUGCAGCAGGCCACUGCCAAUACAACCAUCUCCAGACAAGAGAAAGAAAAGCAUAAACUGAAAUAGGGAAGGGGAGAACAACAUCAUAAUCAAUGUCGGAGGGAGCAGUGAGGGAUUUCAAUCCAGGCGAUAGGGAGACCGGGGAGAUGGGAUCGACGACGGACAAGUCGUCGGGAAAGAUUUUGUAGAGGCCGCCGGCGAGGGAGAUCGAUGAAUUGUGCUGUUGUUUCGUUUGGUGUAGAUCCAUGUUUUCUGUUUUCUGAUUUUGUCAAAAAAAAACAGUUACAUGAAUUUUAAUUUAAUUAAUUAACAUAAAAACGAAAACAAAACGUUGAACGGAGUUACGGAGAAUCCAUUCGCCCGGUUGGGCUACUUCUAAGUUCUAACGGGCCACCUGGGGUUUGGUUGGGAUUAAUUAAACAAAAUCAACGCCACCUCAUAUCUACGUGGACCAAUGAAGGGUAGCGUCACCGGUGCCGCAUUUUUAUUGGCGGCACCGUAAUAUUGGCCUAAAACCCCUUAUAUUUUAUCCGUAUUUAGGAGAAAACCCAACGCGAGUCGGAUCCAAAAAUCUCAGAACCCAACACGAAACAGCCCAACCAGAAAACCCAACGCGACCCGAAGGCCCAAGAGGCCCGUGUCCGGUGUCCUUUCUUGUAGCGCCCGAAGAGUUUCCCCCCAAAUAAAUACUUGGACGUCAACUAAUAAGCCGUGUUGUUUCCAAAUCACCGCUUUUUUCCCCCCCAACCGCCCUCCCCUGGGAAUAACCGUGUCUUUCUUCUACUCCCUUUUCUUUUUCCCAUUUUCUAGAUUAAUCUACAAUUUUCAUUGGUUAUUAAUUUAUCAAUUUUCUGACUCACGCCAAAUUCACGACUGGUUCCGUGUGCCAGCUCAGCAAGCAAACCUCACACCCCUUUUUUUGUGUACAAGCUAAGCAAUCCAAUAACCCUCUUUACCUUCC